Messenger RNA from Alternaria atra, 6201 nucleotides. RefSeq lists its product as uncharacterized. Gene Ontology annotation, biological process: fatty acid biosynthetic process; secondary metabolite biosynthetic process. The coding region runs from base 1 to 6201 and encodes 2066 amino acids. The record is from RefSeq and is a predicted model, not a curated record. NCBI's taxonomy places the organism in Eukaryota, Fungi, Ascomycota, Dothideomycetes, Pleosporales, Pleosporaceae. The transcript is spliced from 6 exons. Gene Ontology annotation, molecular function: fatty acid synthase activity; phosphopantetheine binding; 3-oxoacyl-[acyl-carrier-protein] synthase activity.
AUGAAAACCAGCCACCGAACAGUUCUUCUCUUUGGAGACGUCACAGAUCCUUGGGUAGAGGGCAUCGACCAUGUCUAUGUACAGGCCGCAAAAAAGCCCUGGAUUCGGUCGUUCUUGGAAGAUCUCUUCUCAGCGAUCAAGACAGAGACCAAAGCCAUGGACCGAGUGUUGCAAGAAGGUUUCAAGGAUUCCUCCAGUUUCCAAGAGUUGGCUGAGAGAUAUCGACACGCUGGAGAUGAUUUCGGUAUGGCACAUGCCAUGAUGAUCUAUGCGAUCCGAGCUGUAGUUCUCCUAGAUUUGAGGACUUUGAGUCGGGAGCCGCAUAUACUUGACGAAAGCCGACCCAGGCCCGAGGUGAUCGGUAUUUCUGGAGGACUUUUCAGCGCAGCAGUGAUGUCAAUCUCGAUCAAUUUCGAAACUCUUUAUGCAGCAUGCAUCGAGGCUGGUCGUGUAUGGUCGAGACUCUGCAAUCUUACCUUAGUAAGAUCAAGGGCUAUGGAGGAGAGCCCCGGCACUUGGGGCUGGGCUAUUCUCGGUAUCCCAGCAGCAGAUCUGGGUAAAACUCUCGAUCAGUUUCAAAGUUCCAUGGGCAUUCAUUCUUCCAAGAGAGCAAAGAUUGGAGUCAUCGGAGAUCGAUGGAGUACCAUCAUAGGGCCUCCUUCUGUUUUGGAGCUCACUUUGAGUGAAUGUCCUAAUCUGAAGAAUCUUCCAAAGAAUGAGCUCAACAUCCAUGCUCUACAACAUACCUUGAGCGUCUCGGACUCUGAUAUCGACUACAUCGUUGGAAAUUCUCCGUUGCUAGAGACACCUCUACCUUCUGGAUACAGGAUACAUGGACUAGAUGACGACUUUCCGGAAGCGAGCUACGCAGAAUGGAGGCAUCUCUUGAGGGCUUCGGCAUAUCAGACGUUGUCACGGCCUUUGGACAUCGUCCAGGCUGUCAGCAAUCUGAACGCUGCUCUGGGCGCAUCAAAAGACAUUGAAGCCAAGAUCAUCGGUCCCAGCAGCCACACAACAUAUCUUGUCAAGUGUCUACAAACCGCAGGAAAGGAAGUGUUUGUCCAGAAUGGGUUUCUUGCAAGCCCGCAAACUUCAGGUACAAAUGACGGUAUCGCCAUUGUAGGCAUGGCUGGCAAGGGACCAGGCAGCGAUGACCUCGAGGAAUUCUGGAAUGUCAUAUUGAAAGGCCUCGAUCUGCAUGAAGAAGUCCCGUCCGAUCGCUUCAACCUGGAAGAGUACUAUUCGCCUAAGCAUCCACCAGCCGGCCCGGGUAGAUGUACUAUGACUUGCCGUCACGGCUGCUUCAUGAAUAAUCCUGGACACUUCGACUCCAAAUUUUUCCAUAUAUCGCCUAGAGAAGCUAUGCUCAUGGACCCUGCUCAUCGAUUGUUCUUGAUGAAUGCAUAUGAGGCACUCGAAAUGGCGGGAUAUUCAGAUGGUCAAACCAAGAGUACCGAUCCAACCAGGAUUGCAACCUUCUUUGGCCAAUGCAACGACGAUUGGCAUGUGGUUGGUCAUCGCGCUCUGGGAUGCGAUGCCUACACUCUGCAGGCUGUUCAGCGUGCGUUCGGGCCAGGUCGACUUGCUUUCCAAUUCAACUGGGAGGGGCCGACGUAUGCGCUUGACUCUGCUUGUGCAGCCACAAAUAUGGCUGUGGCUGGGGCUGCCAACGUGUUGUCGACUCCUCAUUCUUUCACCAGCCUGAGCCGGUCUGGGGUUUUGUCUGAUUCGGGGAACUGUAAGACUUAUCGAGACGAUGCGGAUGGUUACUGUCGUGCCGACUUUUCAGGUGCCGUGGUCCUGAAAAGGCUUGAUGAUGCUAUUGCCCAGAAUGACAACAUCUUGGCUGUCAUCUCUUCCUCGGCCAGGAACCACUCAGGGAACUCUACAUCCAUCACAACAUCUGAUGCUGCUGCCCAGGAACGAUUGUUCCAAAAAGUCUUGCGAAAUGCACGCGUCACGCCCCAAGAUAUCUCAUACGUCGAGAUGCAUGGGACAGGGACCCAAGUAGGCGAUAAGGCAGAGAUAGGAGCGGUCUCCAGUGUGUUUUCGAAGAGAAUUGAUGGCAGACCUCUGAAUGUGGGAGCUAUCAAGGCGAAUAUAGGUCAUAGUGAAGCGGCCGCAGGAAUGUCCUCCUUACUCAAGAGUAUUCUCAUGUUCCAAAAUAGUACGAUACCACCACAAGCAGGAAUGCCCCAUACUCUCAACCCCAAAUUCCCUCCAUUACAUGAAAUCAACAUCCAAAUCUCCUCCGAGCCGCUGGAAUUCAAGACAACAGACAACAAGCCUAGAAGAAUACUUCUCAACAACUUUGAUGCAGCGGGCGGCAACGCAUGCCUAUUAUUAGAAGACUACACAGACACAAAGGAAAGGAACGCCGAUGUUAGGUCCGCUCAUACCAUUGUUAUGUCAGCGAGAACACAGUCGUCCCAACUUCUAAACAAGAAGAGGCUUCUCAGAUGGCUUCGAUCGAAACCCAACACACGCGUCGAAGACCUAGCGUAUACAACCACUGCGAGGAGGAUGCACCACCCCAUCAGAUCGGCCAUUACUGCAUCCACGACUCAGGAGGUUAUUGCAAAACUCGAAGCCGAAAUCGAACGCAACGAUAGCUCCGUAGCGCAGCGGGCUUCGCCUCUCGUAUUCGUCUUCACUGGGCAGGGGUCUCAUUAUGGAGGUAUGGGUUCCGAGCUGUAUCGCUCAAAUCCCAUCUUCCGUGAGAGAGUCGAUUUGUGCGCCUCCAUCUGUGCUGGGUAUGACUUCCCUCCCUUCUUGGACAUUAUCACCAAUGAAACGGUCAAUGUGUCUACAAAGGAUGCAAGUCAGGUACAACUCGCUGUACUGACUUUGGAAAUGGCUCUCACCCAUUUCUGGCGAUCAGCUGGAAUUGAGCCUACCAUGGUGAUAGGACACAGUCUUGGAGAGUAUGCCGCCCUACAUGCCGCUGGUGUUCUGUCUUUGGCAGACGCGUUGUAUCUGGUUGGGCAUCGCUCUCUCCUACUCUUGGAGCGAUGCGAAUCCGACUCUUGUUCUAUGCUGUCAGUAUCCAUGCCAGUCGAUGAAGUUCGGGCCCAGCUUCCCAGAACACGUUCCUCUUCCUGUAACGUUGCUUGCAUCAACAGCUCUACCUCUACUGUUGUCAGUGGUACUGCCGAAGAUCUUGCAGAGUUCCAAUCGAGCAUCACAGCGCAAAACACAAAGGUUCGUGCGAAGAUAUUACCUCUUCCAUUCGCUUUCCAUUCUUUCCAAAUGGACCCAAUCCUAGAGGACUACUCUCGCAUCGCAGCAGGUGUGACAUAUUCAGCACCCAAGACCCCAGUGGCUUCAACUUUGCUUGGAUCUGUCGUUGAUAGAGAAGGGGUGUUCACACAAGAGUACAUGGUUCAGCAGACACGCCAAGCUGUCGACUUCAUGGGUGGCCUUGUUGCUGUAAAGUCCAAGUUGGCUGACCCAGUUUGGCUCGAAGUCGGACCUGCACCAGUCUGCAUGUCCUUCGUGCGCGAUACACUUUCCGCUCCAGCUUCCAAGAUGACGCAUAGUCUCCAGCCGAAGAUGAGCAACUGGAUGUCCUUGUCGAAAACUCUCGCGGCCAUGUACACUAGUGGUAUUGACAUUGACUGGCUCGCACUCCAUGCGCCAUAUGAAAGCAACCUCAAGUUGUUGACACUUCCUUCCUACGCAUGGGACAUGAGGAACUUCUGGAUAACUCAUACCGAUAAGGCCACGGAAGUAGUGUCUGAACAGUCCCCAGUCACCUCACCCGAGCCAAUCAUCUCUACAUGCGCACAAUAUCUUGUGGCCAAGUCAUCCUCUCCAAACAUCCGGGUCGCGUUUCGGGCUUCAAUUGCCGACCCGGGAUUCAUGGGACUUAUGGACGGCCACAAGAUGCAAGGUAUUGGACUGUGUUCAGGAAGCGUCUUCUGUGAGGCUGCUUUUGCAGCGACCAGAUAUGCCCUCGAAUACAGUGGUAGGAAGAACGUAACACAACCCUGGCUAAUUCUCCAUGACCCUAAGCUUCUUUUACCUCUGACGAAAAAGCUUGUGGGCCCUGACGGUGAUCUUGUCACUACAGCUGUAAUGGACAGCUCCUCUGCAGAGACAAUUUCAAUCAAAUUCCAGGCUACAUCUGCAAGUGCAUCGCAUGAUCUCGGUACUUGCGUAGUCAAAGUUCGCGACCCAACCAGAAGUCAGGUUGAAUGGGACCGGAUAUCGUACUUCAUCAAAGCCAGGAUGGACGAGACGAUCAAAAAUGCCAACGAAGGACGGGGCCAUAGAAUGCAACCAGAGGUCUUCUAUGCGCUGUUUGGCAACGCAGUUGAGUUUGCGCCUGACUUCCAGGGUAUCAACGAGGCCUACAUAGCGAAAGAUUUCCAGGAGGCUGCAGCAGUAGUCACUCUUCCUCAUGAUCCCAGCGGGACGCGAUUCACAUUCUCACCUUAUUGGGGUGAGGCUCUUGUGCAUUUAGCCGGCUUCAUGGUAAAUGGUAACCCGAGCAAAUCUCCCAAGACCACGUUCAUCGUAAUGGGUUUCGCGAGCGUCGAGCAGACGGCUCCCCUGAUUCCUGGGAAGCAGUAUAUGACAUACACUCGUAUCUCGAAGUGGGUCAAGGACACAGCAUACUGCGAUGCGAUUGUCUUUGAUCCCGAAUCGUCCAAGAUUGUCUUACAAUGCGUCGACAUCCGGUAUCAAGAGCUUCCCCGAGCAACCUGGAAACAUGUACUCGAGGGACCACAUGAGACUCCCAUUGUACACGCACACAGACCGCCUGUCAGAAACUUCAAGAAGGAUGCUGAAACAAGAGAGUUGCAACAACCUAGUUCAGCCACAGUGCCAGCACAAGAAAGAACAAUAGAUGAGCCCGAAAAGCAAGAAGGAGAGUCUGCUGCCGACGCGAGGCUAUUCAAUGCAAUCCUGGACAGCAUUUCAAAGGCCACAGGUACUGAUCCCUCCGAAUUCAGGGACGACACGAUGAUAGCCGAUCUUGGCGUUGACUCUAUCAUGGCCAUCGAAGUUGUCGCUACUGUAAAGGAUGUCUCAGGUCUUGAUUUGCCUGCCGCAUUCGUCUUCGAGUAUCCUACUAUCGGUGAUCUUCGAAAAGAAUUUGGAGCAAACGAACCGACGACUGAAAAGCCAAGAUUCAGUGCAAUUCCCUCUAGUGCUGAACCUUCCGUCCCGUCAAGCCCAAGUUCAUUGGCUCAUCCAAUGUCUGACUCAGCUUCUUCGCUAUCUCCUAGUGACAGGGAGGAGGUUUUGCCCCUCGAACGUCAGAGCAUGACCAAGGGAGAACAGAAGCGACCGGUCAAGAUAGACGAUGACGCGUCACCAGAGCCCGUCGUCAGAAUCAUGCUUCUGCAAGGCCGUCCCGGUUCCAAAAGAACUCCAUUGUAUAUGAUGGCUGACGGUACAGGAACAAUUGCAACGUAUAUCCAUCUGCCGCCCUUCAAGUCAAAAAUGCCUGUAUAUGGCAUCGACUCGCCAUUUCUCCGCUGCCCGAAAAGAUUGACCAAAGAAGUCGGUAUUGAAGGAGUAGCAAGACUUAUCGUUGACGCGCUCAUGAAAGCACAACCAGAGGGUCCUCUCAUGAUUGGAGGUUUUUCGGCCGGCUCUAUCGUUGCAUACGAGGUUUGUCGUCAACUGGGUAAAGCCGGUCGCAAGGUGGACGGUCUGGUGCUGAUCGACAUGUGCUGUCCGCGAUCCAGUCUCUUAGACGAAGACAAGAUGAACUCGGAAGACGAUGCCAGUUUCGCCAUCUUCGAAUCCGCUGUUACGAAGGACGGGCUCUGGAGCUCCUCUGACACCACCCAACAGCAUUUCCGGGCGUAUCAUGUCGCCAUGCACGCCUACCACCCGCCGUACAUGCUGGAAGAAGAAAGACCGACUCGUACGGCUGUCAUCUGGGCUGAGAAGGGCAUGGUCAAUCGCGUGAUGGGCAAUGAGAAGCUGAUGAAAAUGUUGGUGGAGCAGGGUAUUCCGACGACAUCGUACCCUGGCUACAUGGAGGACCCCAAGCUAGGUGCCUUUGCCUGCUUGGUGCCAGACCGUACGAAGGCUGAUCUUGGACCGAAUGGUUGGGAGAAGUAUACUGCUGGUGAAGUUUUGGCGCUUUCGGUGGCUGGAGAUCAUCUCGAUCUGCCAAUGCCUGGCCAUGUGCACUUGCUUCAUGCUCAGAUGGAGCAGGCAUUUGCCUAUAUCGAGGGAUAA